Molecule: messenger RNA, 371 nt
Organism: Vitis riparia (riverbank grape)
Lineage: Eukaryota; Viridiplantae; Streptophyta; Magnoliopsida; Vitales; Vitaceae
Product: protein STRICTOSIDINE SYNTHASE-LIKE 5-like
Exons: 2
Coding region: 13-348 (111 amino acids)
Source: RefSeq, a predicted model, not a curated record
AAUUUGUCUGGCAUGCCUGACAACAUCUUAUAUAACGAGGAAGGUCAUUAUUGGAUUGCAUUAGCCACGGGGACUAAAGGUCUUUGGGACUUGGCACUCAAGUAUCCUUCAAUUCGAAAAGUUAUGGCAAUCUUGGAGAGGUACAUUGGAAGGCCACAUAUCGAGAAAAAUGGUGGGAUUUUGGCAGUUGAUUUAGAAGGAAAACCGAUUGCCCAUUAUUUUGAUCCUGAAUUGUCAAUGGUGUCGAGUGGGAUCAAGGUUGGCAAGUAUUUAUAUUGUGGUUCCUUUGUCAAACCCUACAUUAUUCGCCUUGAUCUUGAUCAACAUGCUGCCCGUACCAUCACGUAAGCAGGCAAACCUAGUUAAAAAGC